Rubroshorea leprosula is the source of this 1232-nucleotide messenger RNA. The record is from the annotation of a GenBank genome assembly. NCBI's taxonomy places the organism in Eukaryota, Viridiplantae, Streptophyta, Magnoliopsida, Malvales, Dipterocarpaceae.
CGGUUUCUCUUUUCGUUUCUUCCCAUGGCUCAUCCGCUUAUGUUGGCCUGGACUCAUCGCAAUCUCGGAGAGGUUUAUUUGUUUUUUGAGUCAACUAAAUCGUGCCUCCAACAAAUGCCGAACUCUGUUUUGCUCCCUGCAUCACAGCAAUUGGCAAUGGAGAUGAUUUUGUUCCAAAUAGAUCUAGGGUUGGCUCACUGUUUCACGUGCAAUUGUGCUGAGAGAAGGGGUGGUUUGAAUCUGUUUUGGCAAGAUGAGUUUGCCAUUCAAAUUUCCUCUUUCUCGCCAUUAUUAGAUCUAGGGUGGGCUUUACUGUACUGUGAGCAAUUGUGCCGAGACAAGCCAUCUCACAUUAAGGUGGUAAUAGUAGACCCGGGUGGAUGUCAAUGGCCUUUCACAGGGUUUUUCGGCCAACCAAAGACGGAUUCCCCUCUGCUUUGGCUGCGUUUAGGUGCCAUCAAUGCUACCUUGAGCAAAUCGAAAAACGAGAAGGGCAUUCUCUUCUUCUGGUUGGGUUCUGCGUGGGGGGAUAUAAGCGAGUUUUGGUGUGGACGGUCAAAUUUCCAUGUUGUGAAGGAAGAUGAUGGUGUUUUGCAAGGGCAGCAUGGCCCUCAAGCUGGUAAAGGGGCUCUAGAUCCCUUAUUAACCUAUGAUAGCCAGGGAUUGUUGAGGAUUGGAACAGAUGGGCAUAUGUUUGGAUACACUUGCAGACAAACAGGCUUGCUAUCGAAUCCAUCUCCUCUACUACUGAAGCCAUCUACUCUGCUUUGGCUGGAUCCAUCUGCUCUGUUGUUGCUCCCGAAGACAUCUACUUUGUUGUUGCUACCGAAGCUUGUUGCCGAAUCCAUCUCUUCUGUUGCUGCUAAAGCCAUCUACUCUAUUGUUGGCGGAUCCAUCUGCUCUGUUGUUGUUGCCGAAGACAUCUGCUCUGCUGCUGCUGUUGCUGCUGCCGAAUCCAUCUUCUUUGCUGCUGCUGAAGCCAUCUGCUAUUGCUGUCGGAACCAUCUGAUAUUAAUUGGUGCGGGAUCCCCAUUCCCCGCGAGAAAUGGGGAUGAGGGGUAAAAUCUGCCCCCCGUCAAAAAUCCCCACGGGGAUCCCGUCCCCGUGAUUCAAGGGGACGGGGAUGGGGAGGGGCUUCCCAGCCCCGUUGACAUCCCUAUUUCAGAUAGUUUGCUGAGCUGGAUUGGAGGAGGUGGAUUUUUGUGAGAUUAGAAUAAAUAAUUAAUUAAAGU